This is a messenger RNA of Closterium sp. Naga37s-1, 1221 nucleotides long. NCBI's taxonomy places the organism in Eukaryota, Viridiplantae, Streptophyta, Zygnematophyceae, Desmidiales, Closteriaceae. The record is from the annotation of a GenBank genome assembly.
AUGGCUGGCUCGCUAGCUGCAGAGAUGGCGUCUCUUAACGUCGCCAGCGCCAAUGCCGCGGCCCGCUUGGGGUCGUGCCAGUCUAUCCGCGGCGCGAGAGUGCAGGGGGUGCAGAAUGGGUGCAAGGUAGCCAUGACCGCUAGUGUAGCUCGCCCGUCCGCGUCGACCGAUGCGAAGAAGCACAAGAUGGUAACCAAUCAGAGGGCGCACACCAUCAGCCCCGAGAGACUCGAGCUUGUACAGUCGCUCGAGGGCUGGGCCGAGGAAACUCUCCUUCCGAUGCUCAAGCCCGUGGAGUCGUCGUGGCAGCCGUCUGACUUCCUCCCGUCACCUGAGAAAGAGGGCUUUCUUGACGAAGUCAAGGAGCUGCGCGAGCGGGCGAAGGAGUUACCCGACGAGUAUUUCGUCUCGCUCGUCGGCGACAUGAUCACGGAGGAGGCGUUACCGACGUACCAGACGAUGCUCAACACGCUGGACGGCACGCGCGACGAGACGGGCGCGAGCCCGACCCCGUGGGGCAUUUGGACGCGGCAGUGGACGGCGGAGGAGAAUCGCCACGGCGAUCUGCUCAACCGCUACCUCUACCUCACGGGCCGCGUCAACAUGCGUGCCGUGGAGAAGACGAUCCAGUACCUCAUUGGAUCCGGCAUGGACCCCAAGACGGAGAACAACCCGUACCUGGGCUUCCUCUACACGUCGUUCCAGGAGCGCGCGACGGCCAUUUCGCACGGCAACACGGCGCGGCACGCGGUGUUCAAGGGGGAGAAGAACCUGGGGCGCAUCUGCGGGCUGAUCGCGGCGGACGAGAAGCGGCACGAGCGCGCGUACCAGGCGAUCGUGGGCAAGCUGUACGAGCUCGACCCCAACGGCGCCAUGCUCGCCUUCGAAGACAUGAUGAAGAAACAGAUCGUGAUGCCUGCGCACCUGAUGUACGACGGGGAGAACGACAAGCUGUUUGACGCGUUCACCAUGGUGGCGCAGCGCACGGGCGUGUACACGGCCAACGACUACGUGAGCAUCAUCGAGCACCUCAUUGCCAGAUGGAACGUUGAGAAGAUUGAGGGGCUCGAUGCUGACGGGCGCAGGGCACAGGAGUAUGUGUGCAAGCUGCCGCCGCGCAUUCGCAAGCUGGCUGAGCGAUCAGCGGACAAGCUCAAGAAGGCGGGGCCGAAAACGGGCAAGUUUAGCUGGGUGUUCAACAGGGAGGUUGUGCUUGUGUAA